UGAAGCUGUUGAAUCCAGUUCUCUGAAUUUGCAGAGGGCCACAAAGAUUUUCCAGAGAAUCUCUCUCUCUCUCUCUCUCUCAAAUCUGUAUAAAAUUGGCAUGGAUUACAGCAGGUGGCCUGAAGUUCAAGCGAAACCCAGUCCACCAAUGGACCCAUAUGUUCCAAUCUACAAUACUCAUUACCCACACUACCCUCAUCCCCAACACCACCACUUUCAUCACCUCCCAAAUCCUAACCCAGACCCCAACCCUAACCUUAGGCUACAAAAUCCUUAUUCGGUUGUCAAGUCCCAUGAAACAUACAGCUUUGGUGCGGAGCAUGGGCUUAGGCCUCCAGGGGUUGACUCAUACGCCUACCUCAACUCUCACCCAGCUACCCGUGUGGGCCAUGAAGCCACGCAGCCGGUCGUCACCUACGCUCAUUAUACACUGGGUUCCGCCUCCUCCACGAUGCCGUCCGAUUGCUAUCAGGCCCCAAGUGCCCAGAGUUGGGGAGCCAAGCCCAUUGGGUAUGCAGUUGGCCUCGCAAUACCUCCAAAUGGGACAGAGCAGCUGAUUACUGCAAAUGUGAACUCCAUCUUGUGGACUACUUCAACAGUUCAGGCUCGUAGCAGUGGCACUAGGAAGAAGGGAGCAAAGAAAAUGAAGAUAAUACAAUCUGCAUAUUGUGAAGUUUGCAAAGUUGAUUGUAACAGCGACGAUAUCCUUGCCCAGCAUAAACUAGGAAGGAGGCACAAGAAGAACAUGGAGAAGCUAAAAGACACAGUUGCCCCUGUGCCUACUGUUGAAGCAAGUUCAGACAAUCCAGUAAUUGGACCACCAGAAAACCCCAAUAAAGGCAAAGCUGUUAGUGGGAAAAAGACCAAGGCGACAGCUGAAUCUUUAGAGGAUUUGGAGACAAAGAGAAGAAGGAUCGUGGAAUGUGGGGCUGCAGCAGAUGCAGUCAGGACAUGUUCAAUAUGCAAUGUGGUGUGCAACAGUGAGACAGUUUUCAAUUAUCAUCUUGCAGGACAAAAGCACGCUGCCAUGGUGAAGAAACAUGCAGCUGGAAGAGGGGUGGCCACUGCCACAUGAAGAUGGAACAUUUAUUUAUUCGUUUAUUUUGAAAUUUUAGGGAGAACCAAAACUGUGAAUUCUUGCAGUUUAUUCUUUUUCUGUUUACAGUAUGUUCUCCCGCUCCAUAUUCACUUACAUAAUCCAUUUCCAUACAAAAAUUACUUCUAAGUUUUGUGGAAGAUUGAUUUUUAAUGAACGAUACCCUUCAGGGACAAAUACUUUAUAGGUGA
Messenger RNA from Vitis riparia (riverbank grape), 1287 nucleotides. RefSeq lists its product as uncharacterized. The coding region runs from base 101 to 1075 and encodes 324 amino acids. The record is from RefSeq and is a predicted model, not a curated record. Gene Ontology annotation, molecular function: nucleic acid binding; zinc ion binding. NCBI's taxonomy places the organism in Eukaryota, Viridiplantae, Streptophyta, Magnoliopsida, Vitales, Vitaceae. The transcript has 2 exons.